GCAGUCGAAGAUCGAGUGCAUACCCGCCAAAUUCGAAGAUGGAUUUUAGGAGAUGAAGCUAACACUCUAUCGCGGAGUUUUAACAUUAGCUAUUGUGAAUGGUUUGCUAGUAGCAAAGCUACUUGUCUGAAAAUAUUCAACAGGAAUACGAAGGGAAAGGGUUCGUUACCUAAACGUUAAUAUUUGCAAGUGAUUUAAAAAAAAUACUUAGUUUUUAAAUAUGUUGGCGCUAGUUGCCUACCUAGCUACUUCCGUUAAUAUUAUUCGCGAGCUAACUAGCUUGCAUUGUAGGUAACUUAGACGUCUGAUUAAACAUUGGUUUAUCUUUAAACUAGGCAGUGUCUCUAGUUCCUUGAUCAACCUUGACUAACUAGCUAACUGUAUGUCUCAUCUCUGUUAUCAGAAUCUGUCGAUUGCUCAAUGCAGCAUCAACAAGUAACCAACAGGUAAUGUGGCUUAAUAAUGCUUAAUUCUCGCAAGAGCUGGCCAUUGCAUUGUUUUACAUACAUACUCAGUAUGUUGCCCUGCCUCAUUUGGCAACUUAUACUGCCAGUACCUCUUGUUUGUCACGACAAUUCCAUAAGAAGUUGGCAAGAGAGCAGAAACUGGCACCCAGUCUGUUGGUAAAGUGUAUUAACCCAUGAAUGUUCGUGUUCUGUAAUGUAGUGGUGACAAUGACUCGAUCAAAGUGUUUGUGCGGGUGAGACCUCUGACCCAGGGGACCGGCCUGACCACUGAUGGAGACCAAGGCCUCUGUCUCACAGUCACCUCUCCCAACACCAUCCGCCUGCACUCCAAGCCGGAGCCACGGACCUUCACCUAUGACCAUGUUGCUGACAUGGACAUCACCCAGGUCAGUGUUGGUGGAUAGACUGUUACAGUUGAACUGUUGGUGGAUAGACUGUUACAGUUGAACUGUUGCUGUAACCUGGAGUAAUUCACACGUCAGUAGAUAGAGGCUCAAAUCAAACCAAGCUGAAUUUUAAUUGUUCACUUUUUUCGUCUCCUCUCUGUGCAACAGGAUUCUGUAUUCUCCAGUGUGGCCAAGAACAUUGUCGAGUCAUGUAUUAAUGGAUACAAUGGCACCAUUUUUGCCUAGUGAGUGAUGUUCUUAUUGUUUUACAGUUCAUUCAUGUUUUAUUACGUGCUGUAAUAUCUCACAGAUUUUUCAGUGCUGUAAAUUGAGAAUGUUUUCCUAUCACAGCGGACAAACUGGCUCUGGAAAAACAUUCACAAUGCUUGGUGAGUGCUGUAUUGAAUUAUUUAGUUUUGUUGCACAGACACCUUCAUUUCUUUGCAGUGCCUCAGUACUAAAUGUUGCGUGUGUUCUUUCCCUAGGUCCAUCUGAUUUCGACAACUUUACUGAUGACCAACGGGGGGUUAUCCCUCGAAGUUUUGAGUACCUGUUUUUCCUCAUCAACAGGGAGGUAGAAAGGGUGAGCAGAAAGUAACUGACAUUGAAAUACAAGAAGUGCCAGUGAUUUUGUUGUUUAUCUCUGUUUUCUCUCAGAUUGAUGAUUUAAAUGCCUUGUUUUUCCUGACAGUCUGAGAAUGCCAAGAGCUUCCUGUGCAAAUGCUCCUUCAUUGAGAUCUACAACGAGCAGAUCUAUGACCUGCUGGACAGUGCCUCAGCCAGCCUGUUCCUCAGAGAGAACAUCAAGAAGGGGGUGUUUGUGGAAGGGGCUGUAGAGAAGUUUGUCACUUCAGCUGCUGAAGCUUACCAGGUAGUAAAUCAUUUCAUGUGAUUGAUUAAAUGCCUUGCUUUAAACCAUGCUUUUGUCAUAGCAUAAAUUAUACUGUCUUAAUUUCUUGUGCAAGAUUGAUUUGACUGACAUUGAACUGUUUGCGUUUAAUUCAUUUAUCCCGCUUCCCUCUCAGGUGCUGUCGAUGGGCUGGCGUAAUCGGCGCGUGGCCUCUACCUCCAUGAACAGGGAGUCCUCACGGUCCCAUGCAGUCUUCACCAUGACCCUAGAGUCCAAGGAGACUGCUAAGGAGGUGGUGAACAUCCGCACAUCCCAGCUGAACUUGGUGGACCUGGCAGGGUCGGAGAGGCAGAGAGAUACACACACAGAGGGUUCCAGACUCAAGGUGAUGCUCCAGGACUACGGUUGACUGCUGACUGAACGAACAUUCACAACACUGCACACAACAAAGCCUUUAGAGGGCUACAUUCCAACUUGUAUGUGUUAUUGUUAUCACUCCUCUGACAUCUACCCCCUCUCUUCUCCUCUUCCAGGAGGCCAGCAGCAUCAACCGCUCCCUCAUGUGCCUGGGUCAGGUGAUCAUGGCGCUGGUGGAUGUGUCCAAUGGGAAGAGCCGGCAUAUCUGCUACAGGGACUCCAAACUCACCUUCUUGCUUCGGGUAAAAGACACUUGUAUCUAAUUGGAUUCUAAAAAAGCUCUUGCUUUCUUGAUGUUCCUUAUGUGUGCUAACAGAAACUUUUUCUGCAGGACUCUCUUGGAGGAAAUGCUAAGACCUACAUUAUAGCCAAUGUGCACCCAGGCUCUAAGUGCUUUGGCGAAACUCUAUCCACCUUACAAUUUGCCCAGAGAGCCAAGUUGAUCAAAAACAAGGUUAGUAUGAAAAGUUGCAUUUAUCACAAUUAGUAAUUAAAUAGGCUACACCUUUUCUCCAUAUACAGUGAUACUGAUUGUAAUAGAUAUUGUAUCUCUGGUAGUUUAGUGAGCAUCUCCUCGUGAUUCCUUGUGCUUUAUCAGGCCAUGAUCAACGAAGACACGCAGGGGAAUGUGAGGCAGCUUCAGGCUGAGGUGAAAAAGCUGAAGGAGCAGCUAGCUCAGGCUCUUUCUGCCCAGACACGCAGUGGGGGAGAUGUGGCCCCAGGAGGGCCCCAGAUUCCCAUUGGUAAGGUUGCGAUUCAGGUUCCCCUUAAAAAAAUCUGACCUAGGCUUUGCCACACUGGCUCACUCUGGUUGAUUCUUACAUGUGUGUACACUAGGGUUGCACGAUAUUGGAAAUAACUGACAUUGCGAUAUUUUGUUUUUCUGCAAUAUAUAUUGCGAUAUGAAAAAAUACAGGAUGUAUGUAUGAUCCUCUGGGGAAAAAUACAGCGACUUUUCAGGUGGAAGUCCUCAUUAAUAAAGUUUACGGUCAGACUUCUGUAGGGCUCCGUUGUCCGGCUGGACCACAAGUCCGUUGUUGCUGUAUAAUAUUCCACUUGUGACGGCUCUGUUUCAACUUGUGCCUUGCAUUUCUCGUACAACUCUGGAUGGCAACUUGAGAAAAAUAGUUGCGUGAUGUCAUUACAUAUCGCUUGUCAAGCGACCGGAUCAUGUUUUUAAAACCCUCUUUGGUAACCGUGUUAAUUGGUACCAUGUCUUUGGCGACGUGAAAUGUUAUUGAAUCUGUGAUUUCUCUCUGCCGUUUGGAACCUUUCUCGUAUGGUGUAAUACUGGCAAAGGCAUCUGAAAUAGAUUUUUGCCUUGGAGGGCAUUGAGAUGCUUUGCACUCGUCAUACGAAGAUUUGUGGUGCCGCCUUAAAUGAUCGAACAAAUUGGUCGUGUUGCCUCGUGUUGUGGCAACAAUUGCAAGGCACUCUCGACAAAGUACCUGUUUUUGGUCAACAUCAUCCUGUCUGUAGCCGAAAUAUUUCCAUAUAAUUGACAAUGCAUUUCUUUUUGCAACCAAAUUCUCAAUUUCUGUAUUUUUUGCCUGUUCCUCGCUCAUCAUUUCGUCACGCGCAAGCAGAGCCUGCAUGGCAACCACGUGCAGCAACCAACUCCGUGUUUAAAAUAAUAAUAAACGGUGUAUCCAAUAACCCAUAAAUCAGAGUAAAUUACGUUAUAUCAGACAGAUAUAAUGCUAGUUUAACAUAAAAAAAAAAAAAUAUUGUAGACUGAUAUGUUUACCUUACUAAAUCGCACGUUCUGCGAUGUGACUAUUGCGGAUGCAUACAUCGCAAUGUCGAUGCUGAAACGAUAUAUCUUGCAGCCCUAGUGUAUACUGUCAAUUUUCCCCUGUAACAUUAAUUCUGAAAUGUGUUAGUCUCUCCACAUUCUUCUCCCCAGACCCCACUAAAGGCGGUCUUGAUGCCGCAUACAAGACACAGUUUUUAGAAGCUGUGCGUCUGUGGAAAAAGCGUGAAGACGACAAGCAGGUAUAGCUUUCUGUACUUUGAAACGGAUGACAAAUAAGUCAAUGUUAUGUCUCAAUAUUGUUUGUUAGAGGGAUGGUAGUUAAUACACAUACUGUACAUCCUCCCCUCCUUAGAUGCUGCUCCAGAAGGUGGCUCAGCUUGAGGAGGCCUGGGCCCAGAAGGAGAAAUUCAUUCACUCCAACCGCAUGAUUCUCAAGUUCAGAGAGGAACACAUCUCUCGCCUGGAGAAGAGCCUAAAGGGUGGCCAGGGAUUACUGUCUGACUCACAGAGCCAAGCCCUCGUCGACCAGCUGAAGGAGGAGAUCAAGAUCCUUCGAGACCAGGUACAAUAUGUUACCCGGUUAAAGUACUGUUGACCCCAAUCUGAAUCUGUGAAAAAUAAUUCAACUCACUUUCACAAAACACUUCAGAAAAUGAACAAUAACAUGUACAACUCCUUAAUUUGACAUUUGUUGCUACUUCUCAUUCCCUCUGUCCUACAGAUUGAGCAUCACCCAAAGAUGACCCGGUAUGCAGCGGAGAACUACAGCCUCCGGGAGGAGAACCGGCAGCUCCGCUCUCUUGAGUCUGGGAGGAGAGCUGAGGAGGCUGCAGGCCAAGCUGCUGCAGAGCUAGAGGAGGACUUCCAGAGGGCUCUGGAGACUGAGUGGUCUGAUGGAGGUAAGAACAGGAGAUGUACAAGAUAUCAAGGGACUGCACAUCAUUGUGAAAGUACCUCAUUGUAGUGUUGUCAAUGUUGCAUUAUGCUUAUCAAGUAACAAUAUUAUAACCACGAUCGAUAAUAGACAGUACUGUGCAGCCGUCUUCAUCGACCUGGCCAAGGCUUUCGACUCUGUCAACCACCGCAUUCUUAUUGGCAGACUAAAUAGCCUUGGUUUCUCAAAUGACUGCCUCGCCUGGUUCACCAACUACUUCUCCGAUAGAGUUCAAUGUGUCAAAUGGGAGGGCCUGUUGUCUGGACCUAUGGCAGUCUCUAUGGGGGUGCCACAGGGUUGCAACUUCUUGAGUAGGGGUGGGAGCAUAUGAGCUAAAAUCAUAUCACAUAUUUUCCACUGUCUCAGUACGAUAUCGAUAUGAUCUCACGAUAAUGACGUAAAAAAGAUGAAUCACAUUUUAAUAUCCCUUCUUGGUUAAAUUAUAUUAGUUAAGGAAAAAUAUGUAUUUGAACCUUAUAUAACCAGAAAGAGUGAGGCAUUGGACCGUAUGGACCUGAAAAGUUUUUAUUUGUAUUGUGCAAACAUGCAUUCCGUAAACAUGAGGUAGGUAGGCCUAUAUAUAUAUAUAUAUAUAUAUAUAUAUAUAUAUAUAUAUAUAAAUUAGAUAUUAAGUAAAAUUAAAUAAAAAAUAACAGGAGAUAAAGAAAAUAAGGUAAUUACAAAUUCAAAUACGUGUGUUUGUUUUGGCUACGGUCCGUAGAUAUGUAAAAAACUAACCGUUUGAAACUAAACCUUUCAAGCCUCAACCAUCAAUUAUCAACAAUAUCAACAAAUCUUCACUAGAACUUUCUUCACAAGUUCCGUGCCAGGAAUACCAGCAUGUUGACUGUUUCUGGCUUUAGUGCUGCCCUGUGACAUGUCACCACAUUGCCCCCAGUGCUGAAUGCCCUCUCAGAGGGGGCACUUGUGGCAGGGAUGCAUAAGUAUUUCUUUGCCAGACAACUCACACGUGGAAAAUUAGAUCCGUGAAAUCGCCACCACUCCAAAGGAUCAGACUCGCUGUCUGCUGCCGUUGCCAGAAUGUAGCUAUUCAGCUCUUGCUCAAUGAUCUGCCUCUCUGAACAUGAGGCAGGUGCACUGCUGGUCUGCUUAAAGAAGCUCCCAAGGCUCUUCUUGGGCUUCUUGCCUGAUUGAUGAGCAGUGGAAGCUUCUUUCUCCCUGUCAGUGUGAUCCUCUGCAAGAGACGAUUUUCCCAGGGCUGUGUUCUCCACCAGGAGGGCUUCGGUCUCUGAGGCAGCUCUCACCUUAAAAAAUGAAAAUAAUUAAACUUUAUUUGUAUAGCACCUUUCAUACAUAAAAUGCAGCCCAAAGUGCUUUACAUUUGAAGCAAUAAAACAAGAACAAAUGAAUAAAUACCUUAAUGUCCUCCAGUUUCUCAGCGGACAUGUACCUGGUCUUGAACCUUGGAUCUAGAAAGGUAGCCAUGGAGAGCAGCUCAUCUGUUGCAGGGUCAGUGUACUUGUUAUUCAAGUAAUCAAGAACCUUGAUCUUGAUCUCUUUGGUCAGUUCUGUAUCGUCCUUGCUCAGAUUUAGAACCUCUGCAUUUAACAGAUUGAUGACAGGCUUCAAAUAGGACACGCUCACAUACGCUUCUCCUGACAGGGCAUCUGUAAAGUCCUGGAGUGGCUUCAGUGCUGCUGUGACUGAUUCCAAGACCUGGAUGUCUUGCCAGGUAGGUACAAGGUGCCGUGUCUUUUUGUCCCCUGCCAGGACCUGUGUAAUGGCCUUUUCCUGCUCCAGGACUCUUUCCAUCAUUUUCAGACGAGAUCCCCACCUUGUCGGAGAUUCUGUGAUGAGCUUGUGCAGGGGCAGGCUUAGUUCAUUCUGUGCUGUCAUCAGGGCCUUCUGCUUUUUCCAGCUGUAUGAGAACGUGCUAACCACCUUUUUGCAAACCCCUGUGGCCCGGGAAAUCGCACACCCCUGUGGCCCGGGAGCGUUUUGGACACUCCUCUCUGGAAAUUGGGAAUAAGAAAUCAAAAUAAUAGGGUGAAAAAUAAUCAAAUCACAAUACAAUAAUAAUUAAUAAUAAUGCAUUUUUAUAUAGAAAUCACAAUACAAUAUAACUUUUAAUCUUUGUUUGAGGAUUUACGGCAUUUACAUUCAACUGUUACACAUUUUACAAAUCUGAUGUGCUUAGAUUUAGCCUACGGUACAUGGCUGAUGUGAGCUGUAUUUUUUCUUAAUAAUAAGCAUCAUACAGGGUAGGCCUAGGCUACAGUCCUGAAACUUACCAAUAGCAUUGUGCAGCCUGUGUCCGAAACAUCCAAGGUUUGCCCACUUGUUCAGCUGCAAUGCCUUGAUCAUGUUCGAUCCGCUGUCGGUCGUCAUACAAACUUGACGCGACUCUUUUAAUCCCCAGGACGACAGUAUGUCCCUCAGCCCACCUGCAAUUAUUUCCCCGGUGUGGUCGUCUGGGAAAUAAGACGUCUGUAGGCACUUACUUUUCAGUUUCCAGUCACCGUCUAUGUAAUGGAUUGUGAGGCUUAUAUAAGGUUCUGUGGUACGACUUGACCAUAGAUCGGCAGUAGUGGAGAAGAAUGGAAUGUUAUUUAUCUCACUGUAAACUCUGUCCCAGCAUUCUGUGUAAAGCUGUGGCAGGCAUUUUUGGCUAAAAUAUUUGCGGCUCGGGAUCUCAUAUCUUGGGUCCAGAGUUUGAAUCAACUUUCUGAACCCCUCUUUCUCCACAGUUUGAAUCGGUACCAUGUCCUUCGCUAUGUGAUUUGUAAUCGCAGCUGUGAUGUCUAUCCAUUUUUUGCUCGUCUUCUCAUAGCAAGUACCGGCAGCAAAUGAUGAUAUAAUUGAUUGUUGAGUGCGAGUCUGGCUUGUCUUCGGGCGAGCUCCUGGGCUUACUGUCUCACGCAUUCUGGUGCAUUGUUCAUACUCACGGACAUGUAUGUUUUUUAAGUGAUUGAACAGGUUGGUCGUGUUUCCACCUUUUGCUAAGACAACACGACGACACAACUUGCAUAGGGUAGUGUUUUGGUCGGGGUCGGAGAUUUUAAAGCCAAACCAGUUCCAAACAACAGAGGUGCCCCCUUUCUUCUUAACCAAUUUAUCCUCCUGCUCUUGAGCAACAUCAAUUUCUGUGUUUUCGCUCAUCCUGGAUUGUAAAGUUUUCCCCCAAUAGUUAACCUGCCUCCUAACUGCAGCUGCCUGCACACUUCUUUGUUGCUAGCACUACAUGCGUGCAACAAGUGCAUGCGACGUGCGCUCAUAAAAAUAGGUCAACAUAUUAACAUACAUUCUUUUAUUCGUAAGAACCAAGAAAGGUUGGAUAAAAAAAAAAAAAAAAAGAUGUAGCUACUUAGUACUAUCACUCAGUUGAAAUUUGGAACAAAAAAAUAUUGAUGCAAAAUUCGAAUUUAUGAAUUCUGAAUAAAUCGCGGUAUCCAUGAUAUUGCUAAAUCCAUAUCAUGGCGCGGCACAAUACCGGUUUUUACUAUCAAACCGGUAUAUCGCCCACUCCUAAUUCUUGGGCUGACUAUUUUCUCCGUGUAUAUCAAUGAUGUCGCUCUUGCUGCUGGUAACUCUCAGAUCCACCUCUACGCAGGCGACACCAUUUUCUAUACAUCUGGCCCUUCAUUUUGGACACUGUGUUAACAAACCUCCAAACGAGUUUCACUGCCAUACAACACUCCUUCAGUAGCCUCCAACUGCUCUUAAACACUAGUAAAACUAAAUGCAUGCUCUUCAAUCGAACGCUGCUGGCACCCGCCCACCCGACUAGAAUCACUACUCUCGACGGGUCUGACCUAGAGUAUGUGGACAACUACAAAUACCUAGGUGUCUGGUUAGACUGUAAACUCUCCUUCCAGACUCACAUUAAGAAUCUCCAAUCCAAAGUUAAAUCUAGAAUCGGCUUCCUAUUUCGCAACAAAGCCUCCUUCACUCAUGCUGCCAAACAUGCCCUCGUAAAACGGACUAUCCUACCGAUCCUUGACUUUGGCGAUGUCAUUUACAAAAUAGCUUCCAACACUCAACUCAGCAAAUUGGAUGUAGUCUAUCACAGUGCCAUCCGUUUAGUCACCAAAGGCCCAUAUACUACCCACUACUGUGACCUGUACGCUCUUGUUGGCUGGUCCUCACUACAUAUUCGUCGCCAAACCCACUGGCUCCAGGUCAUCUAUAAAUCACUGCUAGGCAAAUCACCGCCUUAUCUUAGCUCAUUGGUCACCAUAGAAACACCCACCCGUAGUCUGCGCUCCAGCAGGUAUAUCUCACUGGUCAUCCCCAAAGCCAACACCUCCUUUGGCCGCCAUUCCUUCCAGUUCUCUGCUGCCAAUGACUGGAACGAACUGCAAAAAAUCUCUGAAGCUGGAGACACUUAUCUCCCUCACUAACUUUAAGCAUCAGUUGUCAGAGCAGCUUACCGAUCACUGCACCUGUACACAGCCCAUCUGAAAUUAGCCCACCCAACUACCUCAUCCCCAUAUUGUUAUUUAUUUUGCUAAUUUGCACCCCAGUAUCUCUAUUUGCACAUCAUCUCUUGCACAUCUAUCAUUCCAUUGUUAAUACUAAUUGUAAUUAUUUUGCACUAUGGCCUAUUUAAUGCCUUACCUCCAUAACUUGCUACAUUUGCACACACUAUAUAUAUUUUCUGUUGUAUUUUUGACUUUGUUUUGUGACUAUACAAGUGAUGUAAUUGAUCAAAGCGUGCAAGGGUAUUCAGUAUAGUGAAUUUGACAUUUCUCCACAGCUCACCCGUCUUACUCCACUCCGGUAACUGCUGAAAACAUCUCUGCCAUCUCCAUGGAGAGGCUGAAGGCCCAGUUUCUCCAGAAACAGACAGAACUCACAGCCACCAUCCAAGCCUUCGAAGAGUAUAAGGAACUCACCAAGUAAGGAGGCUCUCUAGAGACAUGCAUGCUGUCAUGAUAUACAGUAUGAACCGUUGACUUCAUGAACAAAAUACAAAUUGUUGCAUUAAAUCGUAAUUAGCUCUUGGAACUUGAAGGUUAUUGGCACCAUGUUUUUGUUAUGUUGUUCUUCAGAGGGUUAAGGAUUACUCCUUAUGUUCCAGGAAACAGAUGUCAGAGUUGGAAUCAGAGAAGAGGUACCUGGAUAAGUCCAACAAGCAUCUGGAGAACAUUCUGGAGGCCACAAAGGCUCACAAGAAACUGGAGGUUUCUCAGCUGAACAAGAUCCACGUUGAAACUAUCAAGGUGAGGGUAUUUGCGUUAUUUAGCAGCUCGCCGAUGGCUCAAUGCCCCUCGAGGGCUGUGCCUGAACUACUGUAGAGGGUCAGGUUGGGGUACCUCUAGAUCCAGGAGUUUGCCCAACCUUGGUUGAAUUCUAUGAAGAUGGCCUAUUAAUGACUAAUACUUUAUUUCUCAUGCUAAUUUUAUGUGACUGUUUUGUCCCCCAGAUUCUCACCACGCCCACCAAGGCCUACAACCUGCGGACACGCCUUGUGCCACUCUCCAGCCCCGACCACCUGAACGGGAACGGGAGAGGAGAUGAGGACGUGGACGACAUCCAGAGUGAGCAGCCUCCACCAGCUAUGACGGAAAUAGCCUGUGAGGCGCUGACUGAGGAGCUGCAACAGGUCCAGGUACAGCACCCGGGCUUUAUCACUUAUAAAACGGAUAACGUAAAGUUAUACUUCUCAUUCUCUUGGUGGAAUCUAUUCAUCUAUUAUUUCCCUUCUGCUUGGCAGGAGCAAGCCAGUCAGGUGCAGACUCGGCUGGACCAGGAGGAGCUGAAGAGCAGGAAGCUGCUGCAGCAGAUUGUCAAGCUGGAGGAGCAGGUGACUGGGAUGGUAGAGGAGUCCAGGUACAAGGAUGAGGUAGGGAACUUCUGUCAUGUUCUGGAUAUGUUAUGUUCGUAUUCUUAACUUGUCGAGAAGGAACCUGCAAGUAAGAAUUUAGUUGGACGGUGUAUACCAUGUGUAUCCUGUACAUACGACUAAUAAAACUUGAAACUUGCAUAACUACGUACAGAUAAAGCUGAAUCCACUGCUUGAGGAGUUUCACUCCAUGUGAUAUUCAUGCUGUCGAUACACAAGCCCUGUUUUGAAGAUAAUAAAGUCACCCCUUCAGCUAUAUUGGUUUACAGUUAAUGACUAUAUGAAGCUAUAGUAAUUAACUCUUUAUUUGUAUGUCCAGCUGCUCUCCACUGAGCGAAGUGGCUGGAACAGAGAACAGCUGAGCCUGCAGGAGACUAUCAGCAACCUGGAGCAGAACCUACAGGCAGAGAGGAGGACCAGGGAGGGUAAAAAAAACCCAUCACACACUUCACCUAGUUUAUACUGAGUUACCCAUGGUUCUCUGGCGAUUAGUCUGACUGUAUGCAUCCACUAUAGGCAGAACUGUAAUACUCAAUUGUGUUACUAGUGUAGUGGAAAUUCUAACCAGAAAGGAAGAGAGACUGUAGAUUCUUCAAAUAACAACCUUUUUAUUAUACGAAUUGCAAUUCUGGAGUGGUUAACAAUCACUCAAAAGGUGUAGAGUUAAGAGCCCAACGAACAAGAGUUGGUUCUCAGCUUUUAUGACCUUUGUCUACGUGGCAGUUUAGCAGAGGUGUGAGAUCAUGGUGGGAACAUAGCAUACAAACAAGUGAUGACGCCAGUUUUUUGUUACUAUCUAGCUGCUGCUGCUCAAGCUAGCCUCUGUUCUCUUCAUAUCUCCACACAGCUGUGCCCUUGACAGAUACCAAAAGAACAGGAUGGACCAAAAACUGGUCACUCUUAGAGACGGCCCUUUGUCUUUGGCCGCGUGACUAAGUUACACAAAGAUCAGAGUGAAAAAAAAUACUAGCUUCUUCUUACAUGACAGAAACAGACAGUGGAAAUGUACAGGUUAAGGCUUAUACAGCACAUGUGCAUAACAGAGUUUGUAAUUUUCCCCACCAUACUAGUGUUAGUUAGCCAAAAGAAACCCCUCCUUCUUUACCGCCCAGGCACCCACUGUUAAAACCAUAAUGUACCAUUACUUUAGUCAGAGGACAGGAGGAUUUUUCUUUUUCCUGGGUAUUAUAUGGUUAUCAAAACAAUCCAUUCUCUCUUGUAGUUCUGAAGAGCGAGGUGCAUGACCUGCGGCUGGUGCUGCAGUCCUCUGAUAGGGAGCUGGCUGCUGUGAAGAAGGAGCUGUGUGAGGGCCAGAGUGAGCAGCAGAAGGAGACAUCACACCUCUCCAGAAGCCUGAUCAGCACUCAGCUACAGCUCUCAGAAGUCCAGUACGUAUGCAUGGCUACAGCUGUCUUGUUGUUUUGGAAUCUAGAUGUUUGUGUGUGUAUCGGACGAGAUUUACUCAAUUUGAUGGAAACCCUGGGAACUCAAUGUCACCAUAGUACUUUCACCAUAGUAGUUUGCAGACUCUCCAUCUCCUCCCCCUCACAUGUUUUCCCUCUCUCCCCCAGGCGGGAGUGGGAGCAGCUUCUGGAGCAGCAGCGGUCCCUGCAGGAUGCCUUUGACCAGCUCCAGGCAGAGGCCAAGUUUGAGGCAGACCAGUCCAGGCAGCAGCUAGAGGAGAAGCAGCAGGAGGUCACAGCUCAGCAGGCCCAAAUCACAGUCAGUCAGCUCCUCUUUAAACCAACCAAGCCCUGCUUAUCUGUUAAGGACAUUCAGAACCGGUCUCUCAUUUGUAUUCAAUUACAGUUAAACCUUUGAGGGUUUUUCUUGAUGAAUAUGUUGCUUGCAUUGUAGGAACUGACAAACGCUCUGCAGUCUGAAAGAGAACACACCAGCAAUCUGACCUCCCAGUUGAAAGAAGAUAAAGAAAGCACUUUAGAGUGAGUUGUAUUAAAGGAUUGUUUUCGAUUUGUGGAUGAUGAACUUUUUGAAGUGCAUUUGUUGACAUAUUUGAUUUGUUUCUCCCCAGAGAGCUUUUACAGACUAUGGAGCAGAAUGCAGUGCUAAGGAAGCAAGUGUCUGACCUGACUACACAAAGCCAACAACAGGUCUGUUUUUCAUCGUUACUGUAUACAUGGUUAUUGUAGUGCCCUAGAGUUGAGUAUUUUAGUUUUAUUAAAAUGUCUUAGAAAUUGCUAUCACCAGUAUGUUUUAGUUUAGUUGAACACUCUUUGACAUAUUGAAUCUUAAUCUCCAAUCAACUGUAAUUGACCCUCUCCAUUUGUAUUUUACUUUGAAAGGCUUCUAAUAUGGAAAGCCUUGAACAAAAUCUGACAACUGCCAAAGGGACCAUAACCAGCCUUGAGCAAAAGAUUGAACAAGACAAAGUAAGUCUGCUCACUUAAAUGACCUGCCAUUCAUUCUUAUUAUUUUGGGUUAUAGCAUGGAUUUGAUACCUCUUAUUUCAGAAGUCUCUUGUUGUGUUGUGUUUGACAGGAGUUUGUGCUGGAGCUGAUCAACCAGACCAGGGACCUCCGCAGUGAGCUGGGAGAAAAGGACCAGUGCCUCGCCAUGCUGUCUGGAGAUGUCAAGGACCUCACGGUACUGACUCAAGUCAUUUGUUUACCUUUUAAUUAAUUAUCAUGUUUAACUUGUAUACUUCUCAAUGCUUACUGUAAUUGAGUUUUGGCCUGUUUUGUUCUGACAGGAUAAGUACAGUGCUGUGUGCUCUGAGAGAGAGGAGAUCAAGGAACACAACUCCAGGAUGCAAGCAGAGCUCCAGGACCUGAGAGAAGCAGCAGAAAGGAAGGUGGCUUCUAAUCUGAUAGAGGUAAGACUUGGAGUUAAUUUUAAACAUAACAACUAGUGGCCUCUUGAGCUUUGAUACAAUGACACAUUCCUGAAUUCCAUCAUUAUGACAACGUCUGCAUGUAUGUUUUGUCCUCAGGUGGAGGUGCUACAGGAGGAGGUGGUCUAUGCCACUGAGGAGGUGGAGCGACUCACCAAGGUGUUAGACGAGCAGACGGGUCUUCUCCAAGCUUCACAGGAUCAGACUGCCCAGAAGGAGGCUAUCAUCCAAACUCUCCAGGAGAAGGUACCAGCCCAUUAUUUCUAUACACGUACAAUGAGCCACUGAAAACGAAUCAAGGGCUACAGUAGCAUGGAAAAUGGUAGAUUUGAGACCAUACAAAAUAGAUUGGAUCUCUACUUUACUCAUGGGAUUUCCCUGCCUGCUUUUCACCAGUUAAAACAACAGCAAGAAGCGGUUGAGAGGACCAUCCGAGGCGAGAGUGCCAAUCGUAUUCCACAGUCAUCCGUCACCCCUAAAGUGCUGCCAAAGGUAACGGAUACUUGUGUCUGAUGGUUUUUACCUCCUGUAUGCAUUACCAGGAAGGAACUCUGUCUGAUCAAGAGAGCGUUAUCUAAUCUUAUUGAUUUCUCUGUCAGACACCUCACACCCCCCGGAACUUCAACACUGACCUGACCCAGGUAAUGGAGUGCCAGGAGAGGGAGCUGGAGAGCCGACGCUCCUCCAUGGUGACUAUGGAAGUGCUCCUCACUGAGCUCAACUCUGAAAGGGCCGCCAAGAACGAGGAGAUCCAGAGGCUCAAGGUGUUUUUUUGUCUGUUUGUUUACGGCAUGUCAUGAUGAGUCCUAAACAUCCAAUCUUGAGGCACUUAUUUAACACAUUGAUAUAACGCAUACGGCAUCUAACAAGUCUGUGUUGAUUUCACACAGGGUCAGCUGAAUGAGAAGGAAAUAAUGCGAAUGGAGAUCCAAGCUCUUCUUGACCAGUUCUACACCAAGCAGAACCAACUGGCUCAGAAUGGAAACUCAAAUUGGUUAGUCCAUUAAAAUCACUUAUUUUCACCAAUUAAUAUUUGCAACCCAAGUGUUAUCAGACAGUUGAUUUGUCAAGUGUCUAAUGGAUAUAUUUUAAUUGACAGUGAUGUUUUAAAUGAGGCAAUUCAUCAGAACGUCUUGAGAGAGCUGCAGGAGGAGAGGAGUGAAAAGGUGUGUAUCAAUCACUCAACUCUCCUGUUCACUUGAAAUUUAGUUUUUGUAAACAGAAAAUGCCAUUUGCAGUAGGUGGUUUUUCAUAUUGCCUCAUUCCUUUCAUUUUCAGAGCACAGUAAUACAGAGGCUCACUGAAGCUCAGGGAAGGUAUGCAAAUAACAUACUUUGUUCUCUCAUCACACAGAUGCAAUGUGUAAUCUACAUGUGUUUGCAAAUACAUUUUCUCUCAAAUGCAUUUUUUAAAAAGUUUGACAUCUUUUGUUUGUUUGUGGUUUUGAUUAGAAUGCAGAGUCAGGAAUCCCUACUGGCCCAGUCUCAGACCUGUGUCCAGGAGCUGACCAAUGAGCUGAGGAACCGCUGCCUGGAGCUCAGAGAGCUGAGCUGUAAGGAGCACGACAAGGAGAGACUGCUUCAGGUGAGAACGGCAUCAGGGUCUGUAGGGGUUCUGGUUAUUGUAAUUUUAUGUAGUUUUGAAUAGACACUAUUUAUUUUAUUUGACCAGGCAGGUCAAUUAAGAACAAAUUCUUAUUUACAUAAAUAAAUGUAUCAUUUAUAUGGAAUGCAGAAAAGAGCAACUUGCCCCAGUUGACAUUCUGGAUACUUUUAUGGGAGACAUCAAUCUCCAUGCUCCUCCAGACAUCAAUGAUAUCAGGAGCUGUCCUAAUCCAUGAUUAGUUUUAGAAGGGUGCUUUGUACUGAAUCUAGCUAAUGUAUGGCGAUGGUUUUAGUGUGAAGGUGGGAAAAUGUCUGCAUCUGCCCUUGCUGUGCCCUACAGGAAGUGGAGGUUCUUCGGAAGCAGGUUGACCACUUGUCUGAGGAGAACGGCAAGCUUGUGGGCCAUAAGAACCAUAAGCAGAGGAUUGAGUACCUGGUUAAGCUAAAAAAGGAGAACACCAAACUUCAAGAGGUAAUAAUCAUAUUUAACAUUUCAUUACCUGGCUGCAUGGUGUACCAUCAAUAAACUUGGCCUCGGCAGUGAAAUACUGAGGGGCCAUUUCACUGCAUUUAUAGACUAUAAUUAACCCAAUUUAUUAUUUUUUUUAUUCAAGGAAAAUGAAAAACUCAGAUCGGAAAUGAGUAUGCGAGAAAAUGCAUGAAGCUUGAAUGCUUGGAGAGAUUCUCAUUGGCCACUCAACAUUUCUUGUUGACCGUGAACAUGUCCCCCAAACAGAACCUUUUCACCAUUUUAAGUUGACUGAUAACCAUGCUAUUGUAUCAUCACAUGAUAAACAGGUCAGUACAUUACCUGUUUCAAAAACUGUGAUUCUCACAAAUGUAUUUUAAUAUUUCUAUAUGAAUAUACUCUUAUUUCUACUAAGGCUGGGCUGGCCAAUACAUUGUGUAUAUUUUUAUUGCAAUAUGUAUGAUUGCGGUAUGCAUAUCAUUGGAUCUAAAUAUCCCAUGAUAUUUCCACUACCUCUCUGCAGGCUAAAACAGGCAACUUGUUCUCACCUUCUGCAGCCAGUGUAGCCCCCUAGGCCACAUUUAAAUGGAGGCUGUGCCACAGGGUCAUCUGCAUUCAUAUAUUACACUUGUUUAUAUGAUAUCAUCCUUUGUAUUGUAAUUACUUUUAUAUUAAUUUUGGUCUAUAUCGCCCAGCCCUAGUGUUUACCACAGUGGCUACCAGAGAUGCCACAAUAGGGUAGUUACAUUGUUUAACAACUGAACUGCUGGAUGAAAUAUAUUUCGUAUUUUAAAACUGUAAAUAUAUUCUCUGUAGUAGAAUAAUAAGUAAUACGGGUGAAUUCGGGAUUUUGUCCAGUUGAUCAUAAACAAAAUAUAUAAUUUGUUGUUUUUGUUACCAUUAUCUUGUCUGUUGGAACAAUGUGUGUAUUUUCCUCUUUCUAUUAGUCUCAUCUAUGUCCUUAGAAUAUAUGACAGGAUCAUGUCUAUGGACAGGGUGCAAAUCAUUUACUGUUACUUUAUGCUAAACUGUACUGCUUCUUUCUACCAUUUCUACUCUUUGUAAUAGGAUUUGUGUUAAUUAGAUAAUCAAAUAAAG
This is a messenger RNA of Coregonus sp. 'balchen', 16638 nucleotides long. Lineage: Eukaryota; Metazoa; Chordata; Actinopteri; Salmoniformes; Salmonidae. The record is from the annotation of a GenBank genome assembly.